Messenger RNA from Balaenoptera musculus (blue whale), 3766 nucleotides. RefSeq names its product collagen type VI alpha 2 chain (gene COL6A2). The record is from RefSeq and is a predicted model, not a curated record. Lineage: Eukaryota; Metazoa; Chordata; Mammalia; Artiodactyla; Balaenopteridae.
AGCAGCGGCCCCUCCCCCUGCCCACUCGGCGCCGUCUCGCACCGACGGGACCCGAAGCCUCUGCGCUCGGGAAGAGUCCGGCGAGGGGGCCCGACGCGCGGUCAGUGGAGAGGAGCACCCAGAGUUGGGCUGAAGACAUCUGAAGACAGGGAGAAGAGCCGAAAUAAUCAGACCUCAGAGGGUACUUACGUGCUAAGAGGAUGUCGGGGCGCACGGGCGCUGCCAAGAUGCUCCCAGGCCCCUGCUUCGCCCUCCUGCUCUGGGGGCUCCUGGGGGCCGUCCACGCUCAGCAGCAGGAGGUCAUCAGCCCCAGCACCUCCGAGAGGAACAGCUGCCCAGAGAAGGCCGACUGCCCGGUCCACGUGUACUUCGUGCUGGACACGUCGGAGAGCAUCACCAUGCAGUCCCCCACCGACAGCCUGCUCUACCACAUGCAGCAGUUCGUGCUGCAGUUCAUCAGCCAGCUGCAGGACGAGCUCUACCUGGACCAGGUGGCCCUGAGCUGGCGCUACGGCGGCCUGCACUUCUCCGACCUGGUGGAGGUGUUCAGCCCGCCCGGCAGCGACCGGGCCUCCUUCACCAAGAGCCUGCAGGGCAUCAGCUCCUUCCGCCGCGGCACCUUCACGGACUGCAUGCUGGCCAACAUGACCCAGGAGGUCCGGCAGCACGUGGGCAAGGGGGUGGUCAACUUCGCGGUGAUCAUCACCGAUGGCCACGUCACGGGCAGCCCGUGCGGGGGCAUCAAGCUGCAGGCCGAGCGGGCCCGCGAGGAGGGCAUCCGGCUCUUCGCGGUGCCGCCCAACCUGAAGCUGAACGAGCAGGGCCUGCGGGACAUCGCCAACACGCCGCACGAGCUCUACCGGAACAACUACGCCACCAUGCGGCCCGACUCCACCGAGAUCGACCAGGACACCGUCAACCGCAUCAUCAAGGUCAUGAAACAUGAAGCCUACGGACAGUGCUACAAGGUGAGCUGUCUGGAGAUCCCCGGGCCCCCCGGCCCCAAGGGCUACCGCGGACAGAAGGGCGCCAAGGGCAACAUGGGUGAGCGAGAGCCUGGACAGAAGGGGCGACAGGGAGAUCCAGGCAUCGAAGGCCCCAUUGGAUUCCCAGGACCCAAGGGUGUUCCUGGUUUCAAAGGAGAGAAGGGCGAGUUUGGAGCCGAGGGCUCCAGGGGCGCCCCCGGCCUGGCGGGCAAGAACGGGACGGAUGGACAGAAGGGCAAGUUGGGGCGCAUCGGACCUCCUGGCUGCAAGGGAGACUCCGGGGAUCGGGGCCCGGAUGGUUACGUGGGGGAAGCCGGCAGCCCUGGUGAGCCAGGAGAUCAAGGGCUCCAAGGGGGACCCUGGCCGCCCGGACGCAGAGGGCCCCCGGGGGAAAGCGGGGCAAAAGGAAGCAAGGGCUACCAAGGCAACACCGGAGCCCCCGGAAGUCCCGGCCUGAAAGGAGCCAAGGGUGGGCCUGGGCCCCGAGGCCCCAAAGGCGAGCCCGGGCGCAGGGGAGACCCUGGAAAAGGCAGCCCAGGCAGCGAUGGCCCCAAGGGCGAGAAGGGGGACCCUGGCCCUGAGGGGCCCCGGGGCCUGGCUGGAGAGGUUGGCAACAAGGGAGCCAAGGGAGACCGAGGUUUACCUGGACCCAGAGGUCCCCAGGGGACUGUUGGAGAGCCCGGGAAGCAGGGAUCUCGGGGAGACCCUGGGGACGCUGGCCCCCGCGGAGACUCAGGAGAGCCUGGCCCCAAGGGAGACCCCGGCAGGCCUGGCUUCAGCUAUCCGGGACCCCGAGGAGCACCUGGAGAGAAAGGCGAGCCUGGCCCCCGCGGCCCCGAGGGGGGCAGAGGUGACUUCGGGUCCAAAGGAGAACCCGGGAGGAAAGGCCAGAAGGGCGAGCCUGCAGAUCCUGGUCCCCCUGGUGAGCCAGGCCCGCGGGGGCAGAGAGGAGCGCCAGGACCCGAGGGAGAGCCUGGCCCCCCAGGAGAUCCCGGCCUCACGGAGUGCGACGUCAUGACCUACGUGAGGGAGACGUGCGGGUGCUGUGACUGUGAGAAGCGCUGUGGCGCUCUGGACGUGGUGUUCGUCAUCGACAGCUCCGAGAGCAUCGGCUACACCAACUUCACCUUGGAGAAGAACUUCGUCAUCAACGUGGUCAACAGGCUGGGGGCCAUCGCCAAGGACCCCAAGUCGGAGACGGGGACCCGCGUGGGCGUCGUGCAGUACAGCCACGACGGCACCUUCGAGGCCAUCCAGCUGGACGACGAGCGCAUCGACUCACUCUCCAGCUUCAAGGAGGCCGUCAAGAACCUUGAGUGGAUCGCAGGCGGCACCUGGACGCCCUCGGCCCUCAAGUUCGCCUACAACCAGCUCAUCAAGGAGAGCCGGCGCCAGAAGACCCGCGUGUUCGCGGUGGUCAUCACGGACGGCCGCCACGACCCCCGCGACGACGACCUCAACCUGCGGGCGCUGUGCAACCACGACGUGACGGUGACGGCCAUCGGCAUCGGGGACAUGUUCCACGAGAAGCACGAGAGCGAGAACCUGUACUCCAUCGCCUGCGACAAGCCUCAGCAGGUGCGCAACAUGACGCUCUUCUCCGACCUGGUGGCCGAGAAGUUCAUCGACGACAUGGAGGACGUGCUGUGCCCGGACCCCCAGAUCGUGUGCCCGGACCUUCCCUGCCAAACAGAGCUGUACGUGGCCCAGUGCACGCAGCGGCCCGUGGACAUCGUCUUCCUGCUGGACGGCUCCGAGCGGCUGGGCGAGCAGAACUUCCACAAGGCGCGGCGCUUCGUGGAGGAGGUGUCCCGGCGGCUGACCCUGGCGCGCAGGGACGACGACCCGCUCAACGCGCGCGUGGCGCUGCUGCAGUUCGGAGGCCCGCGCGAGCAGCAGGUGGCCUUCCCGCUGACCUCCAACCUGACCGUCAUCCAGGAGGCGCUGGCGAGCGCGCGCUACCUCAACUCCUUCUCGCACGUGGGCGCGGGCAUCGUGCACGCCAUCAACCAGGUGGUGCGCGGCGCGCGGGCCGGGGCGCGCCGCCACGCCGAGCUGGACUUCGUGUUCCUCACGGACGGCGUCACGGGCAACGACAGCCUGGAGGAGGCGGUGCACUCCAUGCGCAAGCAGAACGUGGUGCCCACCGUGGUGGCCGUGGGCAGCGACGUGGACGCGGACGUGCUCUCCAAGAUCAGCCUGGGCGACCCGGCGGCCGUCUUCCGCGAGAAGGACUACGACAGCCUGGCCCAGCCUGGCUUCUUCGACAGGUUCAUCCGCUGGAUCUGCUAGCGCCCCCUGCCCGGCCCCACCACCAGACCCGCGACCCCUGCCCCGCGGGCGCUGUCCUCCUGUCCGUGGUGCUACUCAGACCCCACCUGAGAGGUCCGGCGCACUGAGGGCUCAAUCUCUCCACGUGUGGGUGUAAAGUCAGGAGCGGAGGACCCCCGCCCACCCCAGCUCCUACCGGGGAUCCCGCAGCCCUGGACACCCUGAGCGCAUUCCUCUCUUCACCAUUCACCCUUGUCCUGCCCUCUGUGCCCUCCUGGGACCCCAGAGGCUUCCCGGGGAGCACAUCUGGGGCUGGCCUCCCUCAGCCCAGCCUCACUCCCAGACUUGUCCUCCCCCGAGUGCCCUCCAGAGGCUCUCUGCCAGCCCUCCUGGCCCCGCUCCCAGGUCUCUGGGCGUCACCUGCCCCAUCAGACUGAGCUGUGACAGCAGGCCCUGCACCUCCCUGUGUGCACACACCCCAGUCCAAUAAAGGCUUUGAACCCCGCUUG